ACUGAAUCAGUAGACGUUCAAGUGUACGGUCGUGAAUCCACUUCGAAAGUUUCGACUUUUCGCGAUUUUUUAUUUUUAUUUGUUUCACAUGAGUGGCACUUAAGUGACAUUUUCGUUACGUGUCUUAAAGUUUACAAUUACAUAUGUUGGUUAUAUGUGAUGAGAAAAUGAUAUAUCACCGCUAAACAAUUAAUAAAGGUCUUUGUGAUUUUAUAUCAAACAAAUUUGUUUUCGAGCAGCUUUACAGAGAAAGAAAAAUUUAAUUUAUUUUUAACAAUUUUAAAUGAAAGUGUCAAGAAUCAAAUUGCUGCCAAAUUCCUUAAAAUAAAGUCAGGAAAUAAUAUGUGAUCAGUGGAACCAAUCGUCUUGUCAAAGUGUUCUAUCUAAUUGACGAUAAAUCAAAACUUGAGAGUGACAUGGGCCAAAUAUUUGUUCACAGGCUCAAGAUAUUUGUCAAAUAGAUUUUUCUCACGAAAUAUAUUAAGAAAAUCAAGAAAAUUGUCGUCUGAUGUUUCGAGGAAUUUGUUAAAUAUUAAUAAGAAGCAAUGUCUGAGCAAGGCAAAAGGAUCUUUGCGUCAUCUGGAAUCUCAUCAUCACUUGACACUGUGUUAGCAACAACUUUAGGAUCAAAUUAUCAUAAUAGACUGACAAAUUGCAAAAAAAGCAAUUCAAACUUGAUAAGUGAAAAAAGUUUAAGUAAUAACUCAUCGAAAAGUUCAAGUGGUUGCAGCUUGUCAUUAACAAACCAUACUAUCAAUAAUAGUGUCAAUAACAAUUCAACUUCAAAUCAAUUCCCGCAUCACCAAUUUUAUAGUAGUCAAAUUUCAACGUCAGCCAACUGGAGCAGUAAUUACAGCUCAAAAAAGAGAAUCAUGCAUUUUCCGCUCACUUGUUCUGAUUCCGAUUUGUGUUUAAAUAAAUUAAUUCAACCACCACAACCACAACAACAACCGCCUCUAGAAGUCGGGGAGAAAUUAUCGAACAAAACUGAUCGUUUACUUAUCGAAAUUGAUGAAAAUCUUGAAACAAGUCGCGACAAUUUUCUUUUGAGUUCAGCAACACAAUCGAACGGCAGUGCUCGUAUUGUGCCUGCAACCACUCAACGACCAACUCCUUCCAUCUCUUCUGGAGGUGGAAAAAAGCUUCGAUAUCAAGUGGAAAACGAUAACUUAUUGUUGUUUAGUAAAUUCUUUAAUCGUACAACAUCAAAUAUUUCACAACCACAGAGAAGACCGCCAGGAUUGGGCAGCAACUUAAUCAUGUCACAAACAACCGACGAAUUCCAUUCACCAAAUUAUUUAUCAUGGCGAAAACUGCAGUUAAGUAGGGCGAAGUUAAAAGCAUCAAGCAAAACAUCUGCCUUGUUGUCAGGAUUUGCUAUGGUGGCAAUGGUGGAAGUUCAAUUGGAUAACGACACAAAAGUGCCGAUUGGAAUGCUUAUCGCCUUUUCUGUUUGCACGACACUCCUUGUUGCCGUUCAUAUGUUGGCUUUGAUGAUAAGUACCUGCAUCUUACCGAAUAUUGAGACUGUUUGUAAUCUCCACAGUAUAUCGUUAGUACAUGAGUCGCCUCACGAAAGACUUCAUUGGUACAUCGAAAUAGCGUGGGCGUUUAGCACAUUAAUUGGAUUAGUGUUGUUUCUAAUCGAGAUUGCAAUACUUUGUUGGGUGAAGUUUUACGAUUUGUCACAAGCAGCUGCGUGGUCGGCUUGCAUUGUUCUUAUUCCCGUACUGAUAAUUUUCUUAGCAUUUGCAAUUCAUUUUUAUCGUUCAUUGAUGACACAUAAAUACGAAGUGUCAGUUUCGGGUAUUCGUGAAUUGGAAAUUCUUCGUGAACAAAUCGAGCAGGAUCAUCAAAUCAACGACCAACAACGUCAACGAAACAUCAACGGCUUCAAUUAUUCAACAGCUGGGACUGAAGUUGUUUAAAGGAACCGAGAUUGAUAUUCGAUGAUGACUUAAAAUUCACUCAACUACUUAAAUUAUUUUACUUAAUCUCAAAAACAUCAACAAAUCGUUUCAACGAUUUUUAAAGGUUUUAGAAAGAAAAAUGAAAUCUCCAGAAAUAAGUGAUAUUAAAGAAAGAAAAUUUUAAUCUUCAACGAGAAAUAAAAGUCGAAUCCACCAAUUGAUUAAAUAAAAUUGAAAUCACGUCAAUUCGACCACAAACUUAUUUAUUUUUUAUCACAAUUUUAAUUUACAAUAAGAAGAAUAAGAAGAAAGUUUUUUAUAAACAUGAAAGCAUAAAAGAUCCGUAAGAAGUUAUAAUUAUUUAAUCCACAAGUCAAUAAACUUUAAUUCGUUUUCUUCAUUCCCGUCUUUUAUGUUAAACGAAUGAUAGAAGAAAAGAAUAAAAAAUGGAAAGUUUUUAAAGAAAUGUUUUCAUCAUUUCAAUUUAAAAUGUUGCAUCACGACCAACAAACUCGUAGAAAUCCAUUUCUUCCAGAUUUAUUUGAAGAUUCAUGUCAUCAGAUGUUGAAGUCUUCAAUUGUUUGUAGAAACAUGUGACACCUUUCUCAAUACUUUGAAAUUGAAUGGACUCAAGCUUUGGUAAGUUCACAAUGGAAAAUUGUAAGAUUUGUUUACUCAACUGUCGAAUCUUGAAGCUUUUAAGAUUUGGUGUAGCUCGAAGGAACGUUAAGACGUGACACGAUGGGUUGAGGUAGAAAUUGAUCUCUUCAAUCGUUUGAUUAAUUGGAAGCACACGAUUGCACAUCGCACCUUUGAAACUGCACUCCAUUAUGAAAAGUUUCUUAAAGCUUCCAUCACUCCAAAGAUCUAAGAAGACCUCGAUGUCUUGAAGACACAACACUUUCAACCAUUCGAGACUCUUCUGAUAUUUCACGAACUUCACAAAGUUCGCCUUCACCUUAUCUGUAAAGCUCGAACUUGUUUUUCCAAAUGCAAAAGUUUUUAGAUCAAGAUGAAUAUUUUGUGUCAAGUCCGAUUGAAAUGUACAAUCGAUUUCACACAGCCAAAGACUUUCAAUCUGACGAUUUUCUCUGAGAAAAUCAUGAAUGAUGUUUGUAGGAACGAGAAAUUCUGUUAACACUUCAGCACUGAACGAAAGAAGAACUUUUGUGAGUUUUGGAUUUGAUCCCAGGAAUAUUGAAAAAGCUGAUCGAUCAACGACAGUUAAUUGAAGUUCCUUGAGCUUUGGGAAAUUAAUUGCUUUAUAUUUAGCUGGCUUCGUAGUUGAAGCUUCACCUGGAUGUAAUUGCUCAAUUGUCGGUGCCAUUGACAUCAUGAACUGCACGUAAUCUUCGUGUUCUAUCUCCUCGUUGUGAUUGUCUGUAAUCAUCGCAAUCUUUGGUCUAAAUUUAUUUAUAACCUUGGCGAGUUUCGCCCUUGACCCAGGUUGAAUGCGGAAAUUCUCAUAUUUUCUUGCUGACCUUUCAAGAACAUUAAUUUGAGUUGAUGGAUUGUCGAUGUUCAACCAAAUGUGUUGCAUGCAUUCACUAGACGAUCCAAUAGUUUUGAACCACAAUUUUGAAACUAAUGAACUUUUAAUGACAUCAGUGGCAUUAAAAUGUUGAAAAAUUAAAUCGUGGACGUCUGCAACUAAAAUCCCAAAUGGAUCCAUUAACACUUUUUCUAAUUUUCAAUUCAACUUUAUAUUAAUUCAGCACAAAUCUUGAGGAACUUGCUUCGAAUCGAAAUGAAAUUUCACUGAACU
Molecule: messenger RNA, 3675 nt
Organism: Clunio marinus
Lineage: Eukaryota; Metazoa; Arthropoda; Insecta; Diptera; Chironomidae
Source: the annotation of a GenBank genome assembly